AUGGCUCCAGACCCUUCGUUAUCGCCGAAUGCUCCGAUUCUACCCAAUCACGGCCAACAGGCAACCCGCAUCCCGUCGGAUCUGGCCCUGAUCCUUGAUGACGCCAGCUCCGCCCCGGCCGGUUCCCAAGACGGGCCACGGGCCAAAAAGCGGUCCCGGAGAACGACCGACUACACCCAUAGGAAGCGAGUCAAGUGCGAUAAUGCCAGGCCUAGUUGCGGCUACUGUCUUCGUCAACGUGCGAGAUGCGUUUAUGGCGAGAAUGAUUCGCCUCCACCUCUUUCCUCUGUUGGGAAUGAUGCCGAGGGUGAGGGUUCGGAUCAAAAGAUCCUUGCAAGACUUGACGAGAUCAAAGACAUGAUUGGGCGGUUACAGGUAGUCUCGCCAGUCGCAUCUGGUGCAAGUUCGACAACCUCGCCGCAGACGACAUCGAAUUAUCAGGACAUAUCGCCGGAGGUUGUUCAGUCUCCUCCAAUCGAGGUCCCUAGAUACCAACAAUCGACAGACCGUGCUAGAUUUUCAAGACCCAAUUCGUCUUCUUUCAUGGCCUUUAGGUGCGAAGGUAUACUCAAAUGGCCAGUUUUGCACGACAUCGUGCCAGAGAAGGAUGCCCAAAUUGACUCCUUCCUCCUUGUACCUGAACAGAGCGAUGGGUACUAUGGAGGAGAUGGGGGCAAUCGACAUAGCGCUGGGUUAACAGGCUCGCUUCAAGAUGGGGGGCUCACACGGCUGUAUCAAAGGUUUCUCACUCUCUUCCAUCCUCGAAACCCAAUCCUGGAUAGCAAGCAGCUCAUGAGAUUCGCAAAGAUCGCCGACGAGGAUGGCCUGCGAUGGGAUUCGGCUUCUUGUCUUGUGCUGUUGGCAUCUGCUCUAGGAGUCACCACCCAACCAUGGAAGAAGCCACCAGAAACCCACGCAGAUAUGCUACUGAGAGCCCCAGAUACGCCAGAUACAGCUCCGUUCUUUGAGAACAAAACCAACGCAGAAGCGCACUUUCUCGCAGCUAAGACGAGACUCGGCUUUUUGGGUGAUAGCUUGUUAGACAUACAGUGUCUUUUUCUAGCAUUCAUCUACGAGAAGACAUAUUUUCGGCACCUUCAGGCAUGGUUCUAUCUUCAACAAGCUACCGCUAGGCUUCAGGUCCGCCUGCUGAAAACUGGCACAAGGCCAUGGGCAAGUUCCGAAUCCUCUGGGUCAAACGAUCUCCACAUCGAGCAGAGAGUUUUUUGGUCUUGCUUCAGAGCUGAAAGAGAGUUUCUACUCGAGAUAGACCUACCACCUAGUGGCUUGGGAGACUUGUCAUAUCCCGAUCCUCUUCCAGAGCCACCACUCACGUUUGCUACCUUAGCUGCCGAUAUCGACACAAAGGGUUUGUCACCAACUAACUACGACUCGCAAUUUGAAGAGAGAGGCUGGUGUUAUUACUUGGCCGAGAUCUCCCUGAGGAGAACCAUUGAUGAUACGCUUCAACAUCUCGCUGAAGGUGGAGAAGAGUUUUGGUUAAGCAACCCUUCCCAGCUCGUCCACCAAUACCAUGAGCUGGAGAAACAGAGAUCAAUAUGGCGUUUCCAUCUGCCUACUAUCGUCCAAUUCGACGAUGAUCAAGUCCCCGAUAACGAAUUCGCCUUUGGUCUCCGCAGCCGCUUCCUCGAAUGGAACGAACUUUUACUCCGUCCUAUUCUCUACCACGUUCUACACUUACCUUCCGACCAGACAGCGCCUCCAGAAUGUGUUGAGCUUGCAGAGAAGGCAGUUCAUGUAUGCGUACAGAAGAUCCACGAGUAUCAACACACGUUGCGGCACGGUGGUUCCUGGUUCAUCACCCGUCGCAUCCUUGCUUAUGCUUGUCUUGUGUUGGCAGCUGCGAGACAACCUGAGCGCAGGAUCAAGCUUCCUGUUUUGGAGUCAAGACGCGGCAGAUGUCAGACACAUGGCUUUAACUCUGGAUUUGAUGUUUUCUAG
This is a messenger RNA of Fusarium vanettenii 77-13-4, 1962 nucleotides long. RefSeq lists its product as uncharacterized. Gene Ontology annotation, biological process: DNA-templated transcription; regulation of DNA-templated transcription. The coding region runs from base 1 to 1962 and encodes 653 amino acids. Gene Ontology annotation, molecular function: DNA binding; DNA-binding transcription factor activity, RNA polymerase II-specific; zinc ion binding. The record is from RefSeq and is a predicted model, not a curated record. The transcript has 6 exons. Lineage: Eukaryota; Fungi; Ascomycota; Sordariomycetes; Hypocreales; Nectriaceae.